Molecule: messenger RNA, 1593 nt
Organism: Aricia agestis (brown argus)
Lineage: Eukaryota; Metazoa; Arthropoda; Insecta; Lepidoptera; Lycaenidae
Product: spermine oxidase-like
Exons: 8
Coding region: 107-1552 (481 amino acids)
Molecular function (GO): polyamine oxidase activity
Source: RefSeq, a predicted model, not a curated record
UUAAUUUGGCCAUUAAUUCCGUGGGCCUCGCGUAGGGUUCACGAAAAUGUGCUUAUAAAAAUAAAGACGUAAUUGGCGCGUAUCCAAUUCUUUUUGAAUUUGGAAUAUGAUUAAUAAUGUGAGUCAACGGGUUUGCAGCUCGAUGGGAUACGAUACGAUCGUGGUGGGCAUGGGCGCCGCCGGCAUGACGGCCGCGGCGACGCUGGCCAAGGCCGGCAGGAGGGUGCUCGGGCUGGAGGCCGACGACAGAAUCGGCGGCAGAGUCAAGACUGUGCCCUUCGGAGACGGCGUCGUCGAAGUCGGCGCUGAGUGGAUUCACGGAAGCAGUCACAAUAGGAUAUACGAACUGGCUACCGAAAACAACAUCCCGAUUGUGGAGCAAGACUUCAAAUCUGGCGUUUACAUGUCGGAUGGGAGCUUGACGGAUGCGGAGCUGAUGAACGAGCUCAUGGACUACUGCUACGCAUGCUCCGAAGACCCGCCUGUAACUCCAAUGCCACUUGGAAAGAGCAUCGCUGAACGCUUCACGGAGUACACACAGAAGAAGUAUCCGGACCUCGCGAAAGACGAGGAAUUCAUGAGAGAGUUCCUGGCGAUGAACAACUGUAUCAUGAGCGGUUACCUGGCUCUGAGCGACUGGGACGACAGCACAUCGCACAGCUCGUACGCGCCGCUGGACGGCCAUCAGCACCUGAGCUGGCAUAAACACGGCUAUAACACGCUGUUCCAGAUACUUCUGAACAAAUACAACAAUGGUGCUGGGUUGCCUUCGCUGAAUAUCAAACUGCACAAAGAGGUGAUGCAGAUACAAUGGCCAAAAGAUUCGAGUGGUGACGUUGAGGUGGUGUGCAAAGACGGGGAGAGAUUCACCACUGACACCGUCAUCGUGACUGUCUCGCUGGGGGUGCUUAAAGAGAGACACACACACAUGUUUCUGCCAAGCCUACCAAAAGAAAAGGUGGACCUAAUAAAUUCGAUGUCUAUUGGAGUUCUUGGCAAGAUUAUCCUGGAAUUCGAGACUCCAUGGUGGAACGAUUCACCCUUUACCUCCCUAAUUUUUAUGUGGAGAUCAGAGGACAGGAAGAAAGUUAGCGAAGAGGAUUUGUGGGUUACGAAAAUAUUCGGAUGCAGCGUGCCUAUUGGAUCCAAGAAUGCUUUUACAGUAUGGACAAGUGGGGAUGUUGCGAAAUUGGUGGAAACACUUCCAGAGGAGGUGGUGACGAAAAAGACCAUGGAGCUGCUGCGGCGGUUUAUGGGAAAGCAGUUCUCGAUACCCGAACCAAAAAGAACGUUAAUAACCAAGUGGCACUCGAAUCCGUAUACGCGGGGAAGUUAUACGUAUGACAACUUGCUGACGCCCCAACAACCAAACGCGAGGACUAUCUUAGGGGAACCGUUGUUAGAUGCUUUCGGAAGAGCAAGAGUGCUGUUCGCCGGAGAAGCCACCAACCAAACCCACUUCUCUACCGUGCACGGAGCCAGCGAGACUGGAUACAGAGAAGCUAUGAAAACAUUAAACGCUUCUUACUAUAAGAUGGUAUCACAAUGCUGAAUGUGAAAAAGAGUACUACAAGGUCUAAUAUUUGGCUUAGU